Molecule: messenger RNA, 2454 nt
Organism: Trachymyrmex cornetzi
Lineage: Eukaryota; Metazoa; Arthropoda; Insecta; Hymenoptera; Formicidae
Gene: Gga
Product: ADP-ribosylation factor-binding protein Gga
Exons: 11
Coding region: 1-2007 (668 amino acids)
Biological process (GO): intracellular protein transport; protein localization to cell surface; Golgi to plasma membrane transport
Cellular component (GO): trans-Golgi network
Molecular function (GO): small GTPase binding; phosphatidylinositol binding; ubiquitin binding
Source: RefSeq, a predicted model, not a curated record
AUGGAUGUGGUGACUACUAGCUUAGAAGCUCUAAUACAGAGAGUUACAAAUCCACAAAAUCAGAAGCCAGACGUAGCAGCGAUUGAAGCAUUUUGUGUGAUGCUUACCAAAGAAGCAGAGGGUAUACAAAUAGGUAUCAAGUUAUUAGCAAUACAAAUUCAAUCACUUAAUGAAUCAGAAGCACUGCAAGCGCUUUCGUUAUUAGAUACUUGUAUGAAGAGAUGUGGCCCAUUAUUUCAUGCGGAAGUUGGUAAAUUUCGUUUCCUUAAUGAGAUGAUAAAAUUGGUUUCGCCAAAAUAUUUAGGUAAUCGCACUACAGCGAGUGUACGGCAAAAGGUUCUGCAACUUCUUUAUGCAUGGAUCAAAGAAUAUCCUCGCGAAUCAAAAAUUAAGGAGGCUUAUGAAAUGUUGAAGAAGCAAGGAGUCAUCGAGGAAGAUGCUGCAUUUAUAAUGACAAACAAUGAAGAAAGUAAAAAAUCGUCUAAGAUAAAAAAUAAUAUAUUCGAAAAUGAAGAAAUGUCAAAGCAUUUGCGUAGAUUACUUCAUAGUAAGGAUCCUUCUGAUUUGCAAUCUGCAAACCGAUUGAUUAAAUUUAUGGUGAAAGAGGAUGAAGAACGACUGCAGUUAAACUCGCGAAGAGGCAUGGAAUUAGAAUCUGUGCAAAACAAUGUAAUGCUACUGUCAGAAAUGCUAGAUUCGUAUAAUCAGAAUGAAACUAGUACAGAGGAUCUUGAAUUAAUGAAAGAGUUGUAUCAAGCAUGCGAGCGAUUGAAACCUAUUUUGUUGAGACUCGCCAGCGAAACUCAGGGCAAUGUCGAAAUGCUUGGUAAUGUACUAGCUGCGAGUGAUGAAUUGAAUCAAGUUUUUGAGAAGUAUACGUCUAUUAUCGUUCUGGGGCAAUUCCCCAAAUCUACGACAGAGGCUUCUAAGCCAACUUACAAUGAACCAUCUCUUCUGGAUUUAUCGUCUCCCACUGAUAUGAUUUCCUGUAAGAACAAUUUAAGCAUGAUGCAGAGCACAUCGUCGACGGAUCAUCGCUCAGAUAUGGAUGUGCUCGGAGAUAUCUUUAAUGUACUAGAAAAACCAAUGAAGUCUGAAACAAAUUUUUUAAUGCCAAACGCUAUAAUGCAACCAAUUAGUAUCUCGCCCAUGAAUAAGAAAAGCGAAAUUACCAACACUGACGAAGAAAAAAUAGACAGUAAAGCAAAAGCAUUGGAAGAAUUGAACGAAUUGGGCGAAACUUUACUUAAACAAAGUUUAUCGGGUACAGUGUCAACUACACGCUUGUCACAAGGCAAAACAAAUAAUAACGUGACAAAAAUUCAAAACAUCUAUGAUCCCAGUAGAAAAAAUUCGUCCCAUAAUUCUAAUAAUAUGUCGCAACAUAUUGCAACAGAGCAACCAAAUACGAGGAAAUGUGAAAGAAAUAGUAAUUUAGACAUUUUUGCAUCUUCAAAUUCGUCAAAAAUUAAUGUUGAUUUGUGCAAGAAAAAUAGUAAUUCAGAAAUAAUGGAUGCAAAAAUACAGUCGCAGGAAAUGACGCAAUUGCAGAACGGUAUGUCAAGGAUAGCAAAUAUUGAGCCUGAAAUCAAACCAUUGACUGAUAUCACUGUCUGCCUUGAAGAUAUUAAACCAGGGACAAAUCCACCUCUAACAGUAAUUGAGGAAAGAAAUGGCGUAAGUGUGGUGCUUCAUUUUGCUCAGGAUAGCCCUAGAUCAGAUGUAUCUGUAAUAGUAAUUACUACAAUGAGUAAAAACGCAAAGCCACUUAGUAAUUAUUUAUUUCAAGCGGUUGUGUCUAAAAAAUGCAAAUGUAGACUGCAGGCACCUUCUGGAACAAAGCUGCCACCGCAUAAUCCAUUCCUCCCUCCAUCCGCAAUCACACAGAUUAUGCUGAUUGCGAAUCCUCUCAAGGAGCCUGUAUCUUUGAAGUGUAUGUUAAGCUACACAAUGGACGAUGAAACAGUUACAGAAAUGGGUGAAGUGGACACGUUACCUAAUCUGUGAGAUUCAGUGAUUCUCUGUUGUAAACUCCAUACAAUGCUACACUCAUACUUGUCGUGUGUGCCCUCAGUAGGUUGAAAAUGAUAUAAUAAUGUUUCAAUUAUUCUAAAAUACAAGCAAUUAUAAAAUUGUUCGACAUUUUUUGCGCUACUAUAAACUUAGAUUAUCUGCAGUUAAAUCUUUUCAUAUUCUUAAUAAUUUUUCUCAUUUUAAUUUUUCCUUGAACGUCUAGUCUUACAGCUACUGUACAUAGUAUGUGGAAAUACUUGAUGUGUUACUACCGUAUAGUAAGCGUUUCCAUAUCUUGUGUAUAGAAGUCCUACUGUAAUAACAUUUAUAAAAAAUGAAAAUGUAUCAUAAUUCAUUCGUAUGAUAUUUUCAUUUUACAUAUAUAUGAUUGAAUGAGAGAGCAGGAAGAGAGUUAAAUUUAUGAGUAUUAUGUUGUUAAGA